Messenger RNA from Phycodurus eques (leafy seadragon), 1047 nucleotides. RefSeq lists its product as uncharacterized. Gene Ontology annotation, cellular component: mitochondrial inner membrane. NCBI's taxonomy places the organism in Eukaryota, Metazoa, Chordata, Actinopteri, Syngnathiformes, Syngnathidae. Gene Ontology annotation, biological process: protein insertion into mitochondrial inner membrane from matrix; inner mitochondrial membrane organization. The transcript is spliced from 5 exons. Gene Ontology annotation, molecular function: ribosome binding. The record is from RefSeq and is a predicted model, not a curated record. Bases 139 to 828 code for a protein of 229 amino acids.
UUGUCAAAGGCGUCGGGUUCAACCCUCUUACCGGACGUGUGGCCGACGGUCUCCCGGUCCAACGCCGCCCUGUCCCCGCUGCCAUCUUGCGGAUCAGUCGCCUCGUGUGGCGGGGGACUCGCGGCGAGCUCACCCGGGAUGUGCGGCCGGGGGAACGGCCUGAUGUGCAGCAAGCCCCGGUGUCCCGCUCGGGGAUCAUUCAACCGGCAGACGCAGGUAACGAACGGCGGGAGGAGGCUCGCGUUCGACGGGCACAAAACGUUCUGCUCGCCGACCGGAGCUGAGAGUCCGGAGGGAGGGAGCUCUGGCCGGCAACCCGACGUCUCGGUGGUGGGCAUCCCGGACCCGAUCACAUGGAUCCGGUGUAAAGUGAUCUUGCUCCUCGUUGAGCUCUGCUUUGACCUGGAUGUCAAUUCGAAUGACUUUGAAAGAGGAGUGAAGCAGGUUUUGAAACCCGAAUUUGAAAGCCGUAUCUGUCUGUGUGUGUCAGGCGUGCACGUUUCCAGCUUGAUGUCCAAAGGAAAAUACUGUGAACUCAUUGGCGUGGUUUCCACUGAGUCCGAUAGGUGUCAGCCUCUCUCGCAGCAUCACAGGCAGCAUCUGGCCGUCUUCACGGACUACAUCAUAUUUGUGUUACCGCAGGACGUCUCCGUCGUCGUUGAUACGCAUGGUAGAAAGUUUUGCACUGUCAUCAUGAGGCUUUGGCAUCUGACGACACUGGAUGGUCCCGACGACCCUGAAGGCACCAGAAUAUUCCGAGUAUCCCCCGGACCAGAAAACCAUCCCGCGGAAGAAAGUGGCCACGGCUGUCUACUAGUUCCAUCGUGAGUUGACAAAGGGAGCGUCUCAGCGUUUGGAACUGGAAAACAACUGACUGAACGUCAUCAGAAAAAAAGCCAAUGGAGGAUUUGAAAACUUUUAAACCAGAACCCAAAGAUGCUCUGGUCUCGACCCACUACGUAUACACGAAUGCCCUUCUCAGCCCUUUAAAUUCUCAUGAACUUAUUUAUAUGAUUCCAUCACUUUUUAAAUGUAUUUAAAACUCCA